GAUCAGUUCAAUGGGGUGUCAAUCAGUUUUCGCAAAAUGUUCAUAAAGUACACAGUGCUCUGGACACUUUCGGGCCUACUUUCUCUCGUUGGAGCUUUUCAGGUGAUACCAGCUAUUGAAGAUGGAGUGCCAGAUUACCUGAACAUUACAACAGCUCCAUUCGUUAAGAUCGGCCAUGGCUAUUAUUACAUUGAAACCAAAACGGCAAAAAACUGGUUUGAUGCAACCGAAUCUUGCCAUCGGAUGGAGGCCUAUCUAGUAGCUUUUGAGACCAUUGAAGAAUGGGAUUUGGUAAAUCAAUAUCUGUUUAAGAAUGGUAUAGAUAACGUGUACUGGACUUCAGGUGCCGAUUUGGCAAAUCUGGGAAAACAUGAUUGGUUUUCAACUGGUCAACCGUUAACUUUAAAUAUCUGGUAUCCGGGAGAACCAAAUAAUCUAAAUGGGAUCGAGCAUUGUGACGCGCUGGGGGACCGAAGGUCCGUAACCAAUUAUAAUGUGUUAAACGACAUGAACUGUGAAUCAGCCAAACUUUACAUAUGUGAAAGAUUAUAUCCAAAGACAGCCUCGUUUGUUAUUUGGUAAUCGUUUCAUUAAACAGUGUUAAAGGUAAUAAACAAAUAUUGAAUCAAAAUGCAUGCUGAAUAAAAUAUUAUUGAUAAAUUUUUGAAUAAAAAAAUUGUUUUAAACAUUAAUUCAGAACAAAAAUAAGUUCUUAUUAAACCUCUAAAAAGUAUAAGAAAGUAUGAUACGAUUUUUGGGCUUUGUGUUUUAUAAAUGCAGAAAAAAAUGUAUAAAAUUAACUGUUUUCCUCAGUCCUUCGAUAAGGCGAAAUGUAUUUUUUAUUUAACUGAAAAAGAAAAUGUAAUUUUUAUUUUUUUAAAACUUUGAACAAACGCUAUAUUUAAAACGAAG
Drosophila gunungcola (fruit fly) is the source of this 912-nucleotide messenger RNA. Its product is annotated as C-type lectin 37Da-like. NCBI's taxonomy places the organism in Eukaryota, Metazoa, Arthropoda, Insecta, Diptera, Drosophilidae. Gene Ontology annotation, molecular function: carbohydrate binding. Gene Ontology annotation, cellular component: external side of plasma membrane. The record is from RefSeq and is a predicted model, not a curated record. The transcript has 2 exons. The coding region runs from base 37 to 582 and encodes 181 amino acids. Gene Ontology annotation, biological process: biological process involved in interspecies interaction between organisms.